Coffea arabica (coffee) is the source of this 2408-nucleotide messenger RNA. Lineage: Eukaryota; Viridiplantae; Streptophyta; Magnoliopsida; Gentianales; Rubiaceae. The record is from RefSeq and is a predicted model, not a curated record.
AUAAAAUCCACGUCUCCAGCCAUAAUCAGACCAGUCAGCUGCAAGUGCUUCUCCGUUUCGCUGCAAAAGAGAGGGCUGCUGUCAAAUUCACAUCAAAAUACGUUCCCAAUUCCCCGCCCCCUGAGUUCAUCAGCUCCGUGCCGCUGCCCUUGCCGUCGCCCGGCAAUCCGUUCUUUCCAAUUGGAUGCAGAUACGAAAUCCAAGCAUCUAGUAGAAGUUAUCCACCUCUGAGAAUUAGGAGGCAGCAUUUCGUAACGGUGCACUUCUCUUCCCAGCUUUGGCCUCGACUGAGACAAUGAAAGACUUUACUUUAGAAGUCCGGUAUCGGAAAAAUGCAGAUGGAAUUGCAGCGGAUCCACAGCCUGAUUGGAGUUUUGAUGCUAUUCUUUUCGACCUCAACUCACUCGAAAAGAGGCUCAAAGUCUCUUUGCAAAUUUCUUCUCCUCCUAGCAAGACUGAUGCUCCAGUUUUAAAGUGGAAGGCUAAGAAUGAAAGUCCAGGGCCAUUUGUGAUGCAAGUGCUGGAUGAUGAAUUCGGUGUUGAAACGGAUAAUGUUGAGGAGGGUCAUCAUAACCAUCGAGCCAUGGUUGCAGGCAGGAGAUUUGGUUGUGAUGAACUCUCUAUAAGUAACAUGUGGCUGACAAUUGUUGAGGCUCCUCACCCUCCUUAUAGGCGUGUUGUUACUGCAGUGACGGUGAAGAUUCUGAGGAUGAAUCCGUUUUUGGAAUGCAAGGAAAUUUGAUGCCUCAUGUUGGUUUUGCUGAAGGCACACUUUCUGAGCUAACUAAUGAACACCAACUUGGAGUAAUGGAAGUAGUUAGAAACCAAAUAACAGAAUUGGAAACUUGCCUCAUUGAUGAAAAUGAGAAGUUUGCCUCUACAGUUGCUCGUGUGGAGAAUUACACAAAAACAAGGCAGGAAUUGGACAGAAAAUUCGAUAUGCAGUACCAACGCAGAAUCGCAGAAGCAUUGGAUAAUCACCUGACAGCUGUACAGAGGGAUCAUGAACACAAGUCUCAAAUAGAAGAAAGGAGAAUAAGAGAUGAUGCAGUUCGUGAAGAAGCCCAAAGAAGGGAAAGAGCUCUUCAUGAAGAAAAAGUGCGGCAGGAAAAGAUUAAAGCUGAAGCUGAGAUGCAGGCUAGACUAGAAGCUGAGAGAGUUGAAGCAGCAAAAACAGCAGCGUUGGAAGCUGAAAAAAGAGCAGCAGAAGAAGCAGCACAGAAGAAGAAAUCUGCCGAUACAAAAAGUUCUGCAGCUGGGGUUUCUAUCAAUGCUACUGAAGCUAAUGGAUCCCAGGGUUCUGUACUUCAUGUCACAAAAAGUGCACAGCCACAAGGCACCGUAAUCAGAAGUGCAGAAAAUGCUUUAAAAUUGGAAGAAAGGAGAUUGCAGAUUUAUAAUGAAGUAGCUGCUGAAAUGCAAAUGAAUCCUAAGAUGGACUAUCGUAAACAUGAGCAGAAAAUAGCAAGAACUAUCCGCCAGAUCUCAGGGUCAGAAGAGAAUGUGAGUGCUAAAGCCUCGGAGUUGUUUUAUCUUAUUAAGGAUCCUUCUUGUCCCCAAUCCAUCAGCAUCACAGCGUUUGCGAAGAAGUUUGUCUCUGUGUGUGAAAAUCCUACUGGAAGCUUUCAUAGAUCUGUUUAUGCAUAUGCUCGUGUCAUUGUUCUCGUCACAUCAAAGGUGCCACGUGCCAUGGAUGUACUGAUUUCUAUGUUGAACCAAGCUUGCAUUUAUACUGUACCCAAACACAUCAUUUACUCAAAGUCAGCAUUUCAGACUAAAGAAGCAUACUACAAAGCCAUUGGUUACAGAGAAGAAGAUGGGGAUAUUGAAAGUACAGAUAGAUAUGUUUCACGCUUGAGUUUGUGUGUGAAACUUUAUGCAGCUAUAGUCCAGACUGAACUUGAGGGUAUCCAAAACUUGCAUGGCCUUGCAGAAGGUUGGGCAUGGCUUGCCAGGUUCCUCAAUGGUCUCCCACCGAAUCUUUAUACAGUUGUUGCUCUCGAGUCAUUUCUUCAAAUGGCUGGAUUUGCAAUGUACAGGAGAUAUGGAGUACAGUUCAAGAAGAUACUACGUCUUAUGGCUCGUAACUUCUUAAGUGCAUUAGGAGAGCAGGAAAACACAAAGUUGAACAUGGCAAUUAUUAACAUUCGUAACUACCUGGAGUCUAACCAGUUUCUCCAAAAGCCAACAGGAUGGGAGCUGGAGAGCCAUAUCGAAUCCCAUAAUAUGGCUCCUUAGCAAGAUUUGAUUUAUUCAUUCAUUUGCCCUGUAUCUCAAACAAAAUGCACGGGCCAAAGUCGCACCUGACUAAAAGCUACACAAGCUUAGGCAGGAUAAGGGAGGCACACAGAACCAUUUUACAAUCAGAAAUCAAUGAUAGUGUAGUUAUAAUGCGGUCUUUUGCAUCA